UCUGCCCGACAAUCAAGCAACUGCAACUUGAUUCAAUUGAUAUUUGCUUGCCAGUCAAUACUCGACCUGGUAGUAUGUUUUCUGGUGUUACCUCUUUAGAGUUCACUUACGUUGAUUUUCACCGUGACGAUAGCCUCACAGUUAUCCCUCGUAUUCCUCAUCUUGAGGUGCUAGUAUUCUGGAAUUGUGAUGGGAUAGAUAUGUUCGUGAUCAAUGCUCCAAGACUUAAAUACCUCAGCUUCAUCGAUGCUCAGUUCGUGGCUGAAUGGGAAUGGUUUGAGCUUCAUUUUCGUGUCAUUAAGACUCUUUGCUUCGGUGCAUAUACGUUUUUGGUGAGAAUCAUGCCUUCGUAACAUGUUGCACCAUUCAUAAAGAAUAGGCCCCAUGAUACAUAUGUGUGUUCUCUAGUCUCAUUUAAGGUUAACCAAUUGCUUUGUUUUGUCUUUGACUUUAUAAAGUAUAAGACUGAUGCUACGAUAAAUAUCCAAGAGAGGCUUCCAACUGCUACAAAUCUGCAAGUGAUUGAGCUGCAUGAUUUUAGGUUUGCUGAUGCGAAUUGUGCUAAUCUUGUUAUUCAAUUGCUUCGGAAAUGCCCAAAGCUACGCGAACUGGAGAUAUUUAUAUUAAAGAAUCAGUCACGUUUGUGUGGUGAAGUCGAUCCAACUAUUUUGAGAGAUCCAGACGGUUGGUUUAGUGAUCAGGAUCUCGGUGAGCUUAGAACACUCAAGAUGAAAUCGUUUAAAGGAUCAAGAGAGGAAAUGCUCUUUAUCAGAUUAAUUCUAUCAAAGUCUCCCUCCCUUGAGGAAGUUUUAAUUACAAAAUCAGGUCGCAUUGAUACCUCUGUGGCUUUAAAAGUACUAACGGAGAUGAUCUCCUACCCUCGUGCUUCGCCAAAAGCAAAAAUUGUUUUCCUGUGACAUAGCUAGGCGCUGCUCUAUUUCCUGGAUAUUAGGCAUUUGUAGCCCCUUAUAAGGUGUGUCUCCAUCAGUUCUGCUUGCAUAGGUCCUACACAAAAUUCUGAAGUCCUUUUGGUGUAAUAUAUUUGGUGACAUCCAAUUUUCUUAUAAUUUAUUUUGUGAUAUAUGGUUUCUUCAAUUUUCAUAACCGCAUUUAAGUCACAGGUUGUGUAGGUUAUUUUAUUACUCACGGGUUCUUCAAUCUUCAUUUGAGGUUCGAAACCGGUGAGCAUGGGAAACUGGAGCGCUCUUGAAGUGAUAUUAGUUUAUAUAACCACAUUUAAUUCACAGGUUACAAGGUUUUACUUUUUACGAAUUAAAGAGCAUAGGUAAUAUAUGCUACAGAGAAGUAGAACACUACUAGAUUAUCUGUCUUUUGUUGGUGAUGUUGUAGCCUUGGCAUCCCAUCAUCCUUGUGGGAUUGUAUUGUUUCUAGACCGUGUUUAGAAAAUAGGUUUUGUUAACUGAAUCAUGGGACCUUGAUAAAAGUUUGACUGUAUCAAUGCUGAUAUGAUCAUACUCAAUAAGUUAGUUACAAAAUAAGAUAAGUAUUCUUUGAUGUCUCGUAAACCAAUGAGCAUAAAAACAUAUAUACAGGUACAUUGGAAUUCCACACAACAAAAUCAUUAGAGUUACAGAACGAUAUGUAGAUACCUCCUUAGCAGGAGAGGGAUGCAUAGUUCCACACUGUUCAAGUCUUUCAUUCCUCAUUCUAUGCCAAUACUCCAAUUUAUCUACAAGCCACUCAAGAUUCGGUCUUAGGUUUUAGGGCAUCUUUCAACACUUGUUUCCAUGUAAAUGAUCCCGUAUCUACCCUGAAGUAUCAAGCACAAUGUCUUCAAAACCGAUGUCGGUUCCAUUUUCUGAAAUAAAAAUAAAAAAUGCCUAAUUCGCCAAGAAACCCGAUAAACCGUUGUGAACUAAAUA
Messenger RNA from Cuscuta epithymum, 1883 nucleotides. The record is from the annotation of a GenBank genome assembly. Lineage: Eukaryota; Viridiplantae; Streptophyta; Magnoliopsida; Solanales; Convolvulaceae.